Microbotryum saponariae is the source of this 821-nucleotide messenger RNA. NCBI's taxonomy places the organism in Eukaryota, Fungi, Basidiomycota, Microbotryomycetes, Microbotryales, Microbotryaceae. The record is from the annotation of a GenBank genome assembly.
AUGAACGCCGCUCCCCAAAGCGUCGGUGUGGACGACUCGUUCAUCACUUUCGUCCCUCUCAAAGUGAACACAACCGUCCAGACCCCGACGCCGAUCACUUUUGACGGCACCCCACCCCCCAACUUCACCCCCUCGGACCUCACCCCCCUGAACCAACUCGCCCGCGUAUUGCUCUCGAACCCGAAAGCGAUCUUCCCCCCUCCGCCCGUCCCACAACCGAACGAACGUUCGACCCAAGUCGCCCAGGCCAAGGAAGAAGGCAACAAACACUUUCGCGUUAAGAACUGGACCGAAGCGAUCAAGUUCUACACCCUGUCAGCGGACAUCGCCGCCAGUCGACCCGUUUUCGAAGCCGGCGUUUACGCAAGGGACGAACUGGCUCUCACUUUGAGCAAUAGGUCCGCGGCGUACAUGGGUGCAGGGCAAUAUGUCAACGCUUUGGUCGAUGCGGAUACGGUGAUUCAGAUCAAGAGGCCGUGGAUGAAGGGUCAUUUCAGGAGGGGGAAGGCCUUGGCCGCGAUGGGCAGGUUGCACGAGGCGAGGGAGGCCUUCUUGUUGGGAUUGCAGUUCGAUCCGACAGCUGAGGUGAGUUACAUUGGACGUCGUACCGCUCUCUUCGUGGAUGUCCCCCACCACACCGAGCCUGCGUCCACUGGGUCGACUCUGCGCAUACCGAACGGAGCGCUGACGUGUCCACGCUGAUGUCCCGGGAACAGGAGGUGCGUACGGCCGUCGACGAGGUCAACAAGCAACUUUUGGCACAACAAGAUAAAGACGCAUCGACGACGACGAAGACAGCAGCAGCACCCGUGACAGCCUAA